AGCAGUCUUACCCCAUUUGACUCGAAGCGUCUUUGAAGUUUUGUGUUUCUUGUAUGACUUCUGUCAAAUCUUUCAGCUAUUUUCCCUCACUUUUUCUUCGCCGAUCUUCAAAAUUAUAUCCCUCUUUCUCUUCAAGUCCUUCCUCACCGAGAAAUCUUCAGCAAUUUUCGUCUAGAUUUUGCAUAUUGUCGCGCAGUUCGAUUCAAACUCGUGCAAUGGCUUCUGGUUCAACAAAUAAACCCAAGUUUACAAACAGACUUGCGAAGGAAAAAUCACCGUAUCUCCUUCAACACAAGCAUAAUCCUGUAGAUUGGUAUCCAUGGGGAGAAGAAGCAUUUGAAAAAGCUAAGAAAGAAGACAAACCCAUUUUCUUAUCAGUUGGUUAUUCUACAUGUCAUUGGUGUCAUGUCAUGGAAAGAGAAUCGUUUGAAGAUGAAAAAAUCGGGAAAUUAUUAAAUGAAAACUUUGUGCCUGUGAAAGUGGACAGAGAAGAAAGACCAGAUGUAGAUAGAGUUUACAUGACAUAUAUACAGGCUAUGAUGGGCGGAGGCGGCUGGCCUAUGAGCAUCUGGUUGACACCUGAUUUAAAGCCAUUCAUGGGCGGAACAUAUUUUCCUGUUAAUGACAUGCAGGGGAGACCUGGGUUUGGUACCAUUCUUGCACAUGUUUCAGAAAAGUGGAAGACCCACAAAGACAAGUUCAGCCAACAGAGUGGUAUAAUUAUCAAUGCAAUCCAGGCACAUGUUAAUGACCUUGGAUUGAAUGCCAGUAGAAUGCCAGAGCUUGCGGUUAGUGACAAGAUAUUUGAGUCCUUAUCGAGCAGCUUUGAUGAAGAACUUGGUGGUUUUGGUGGUGCACCUAAAUUUCCCCAACCAGCCAAUUUUGUCUUCCUAUUCAAGUACUACAAACACAAGAAAUCUGACAAUGAUGGCAAAAGAGCUCUGCACAUGUGCUUGAAGUCCUUAGAUUGUAUAGAUAAAGGUGGAAUACAUGACCAUGUCGGCCAGGGUUUCCAUAGAUACUCGACAGAUAGAUAUUGGCAUGUCCCUCAUUUUGAGAAGAUGUUGUAUGAUCAGGGACAACUGGCCUGCUUGUAUGCUGAUGCCUUCCAGACAUCCAAAGACUCCAAGUAUGCUGACACUCUCAGAGAUAUUCUACUUUAUGUUAUGAGAGAUCUUAGCCACAAGCUUGGUGGUUUUUAUUCAGCUGAGGAUGCAGAUUCUCUUCCCUCGUAUGACCAAGAGGACAAGAAGGAAGGUGCAUUUUGUGUAUGGGAAGAAGAAGAGCUGAAGAAGCUGUUGUCAGACACUGUACCAACAAAGUCAGGAGGCACAAUCCCAUUAUCGACCCUGUUCAUUAAGCACUAUGGAGUUGAAACUGCUGGCAAUGUCAAACCACACCAGGAUCCCCAUAAAGAACUCGUCAAGAAAAACGUUCUCAUCGUACGCACCAGCAUAAGUGAAACAGCAGAAAGCCUCGACAUAGAGGAAGACGAAGCCAAAGAACAGCUCAGCAAAGCGAGAGAAAUUCUAUUUGAGGAAAGAAAACAACGACCUCCACCACACUUGGACCAUAAGAUUGUGACGUCAUGGAAUGGUCUAAUGAUAUCAGGGUUUGCUCGAGCUGGACAAGUCCUUGGUGAAGAGGUAUACACCCUAAGAGCCAUCAAGGCUGCUGACUUCAUCAGGAAGAACUUAUAUGACAAAGACACGAAGGAACUUCUAAGGAGUUGUUACCGUGAAAACGAAAACGAAGUUUCACAAAUAGCGAACCCAAUCAGUGGCUUUUCGUGUGAUUACGUCUACUUGAUUCGUGCUCUACUUGAUCUGUAUGAAACAACGUUAGACGAGCAAUGGCUGAAAUGGGCUGUUGAACUACAGGAAAAAACAGACGAGCUGUUCUGGGACAAGAACAAGGGCGGAUACUUCGCAGUGGGUGAAGGCGACUCAAGCAUUCUCAUUCGAAUGAAAGACGAGCAAGAUGGCGCUGAACCAAGUUCAAACUCUGUUUCCACGAGCAACCUCUUACGACUCGCAAACAUGGUGGACUGCGAGGAAUAUCGCAAGAAAGCGGAGAAGAUUUUCACCAUCUAUGACAAAAUCUUAACACAGAUUCCUAUAGCUUUGCCAGAAUUGGUUGCAAAUCUGACGAUCUACCGAACAGGGAUAAAACAGAUAAUUAUUGCUGGAGACCGCGACGGAGAUGACACGAAACAGCUUAUCAAGUGCAUUCAUUCGCACUUUAUUCCCAACAAAGUUGUUCUCCUGUGUGAUGGCCAAGAAGGAUUUCUAUCGAAUAAGCUUGCUAUUUUUAAGAACCUUCAAAGAAUCGAUGGAAAAGCCACCGCGUACGUCUGUGAGAAUUACACUUGCAAACAACCUGUCAAUUCAGUGGAUGAGUUGAACACUUUGUUAACGUCUUGACAUUGGGUUUUUAAGAAUCUUGAGAGAAUCGAUGGGAAAGCUACCGCGUACGUCUGUGAAAACUACACCUGCAAACAGCCUUUGGAUUCAGUGGAUGAGUUGACAUCAGUCUGCGUCAUAUCACAUUUAUCGGGAAUAUACCACUCUAGAAAACUAACAGAAAAACCCAAGGCAACCACACUUUUUCUCAACGAAAUUAGUGUCAUUUCUUUUUUAGUAUCUCUUUACUAAGUUCAAAACCCGGAUAUGUAGAGUUCCUCCGCGCCCGAUUUGCGGUCACCCCACCUUCAUGUUGAAAAUCCCCCCACCACAUCCCCCCAGAAGCACAGACUCUUUCUCUUGGUACGAGUGAGUGAAAAUUCCGAGAGAAAUUGGCUGUGCGUACGCUAGAUGUUUAUAUUAUAUUCAAUCAUGAUCAUUUUAAGUUCUAUACUGAGGAAAAGUUGAAAAAAGCCGUAGCGACAUUUUAGACCGAGGCAUUUUUAGUCAAUGCCACCACAGGUAGCCCAAGUGACCUAUCUUAUCUCAUCUAGGUUUUAUCUAAACUAGGAUUUGCGGUGAUUGUAGUCUAGUAAAGAAAAAUAAAUCUAAAAAAUAUAUGAA
Molecule: messenger RNA, 3026 nt
Organism: Actinia tenebrosa (Australian red waratah sea anemone)
Lineage: Eukaryota; Metazoa; Cnidaria; Anthozoa; Actiniaria; Actiniidae
Product: spermatogenesis-associated protein 20
Biological process (GO): carbohydrate metabolic process
Source: RefSeq, a predicted model, not a curated record